AGACUGUUAUUUUUGGGCUAGUCGCCAACGGUCUUACAAAUCCCACUAUAUAUUGUUAAAUUAAUCAUAUUUACGACAAUCUAAAUGUAAGCGAAACGAAAUGUGCAAUUGGGCCGAGAAGUAAACAGCAACAUGAAACUGAGGGUAUAUGAAAACGGAGCCUACGAAAAACCUUACUGAACACGAAUUUUGCCGUCAUCGAACUCAAACCCCAAAACUCGGAAAACCCUCAAAACAUUCUUGUUUCAGGGGCAAAGGGUGCAUUCAAUCGGAACUUCAAGACCCGGGCGGCAGCUUCAGAAACAAAUAAAAUUAAGCAAAGUAACAGCAACCACAGCAUCAAACACUUCGUCACCCACGCGAAAAAAGCUUAAGACAUUCCAAAAAAAUGAAAACGUAACCGCCAGAGCAGCGGCAAAAACAAAAACCGAAACAGUAGGCAGCUGUCCAUCUUGGGUUAUAAACACUUGGCCGUAUUUUGGAGGGCGGCCGGUUCAAGUCACUCUGGAUCAGCCGCAGGAUAUGGAAGUGGAUGCGCCACCAGCGCAGCAAACCAGCGUCAAUCAUCUCCAGAAUCACCAGCACCACCAUCAUCAGCUGUACCCCCAUCUGCAGCACCAGAUCUCGCCCAGCGCCUACCACUCGGAGUCGUCAAUGAAUUUCGAUUAUUUGCAAGACCUGAGGGCCGGCGCCAUGGCCUCCUCAUCCACGUCGGGAUCCGGAGGAGGAGGCGGCGGUGGCAAUGGCGGGAGUGGCUCCUACGGACUCGUCGACGACAGUAGAGCCCUGGACAGACCAUAUAACGCCAGCGAGAGAUUCGUUAACAUACUCGACCAGUUGGAUGCACGGGUGGAGAAACUGCGAAAGGAUGCACUCAACUUGCAGGAGAAGAAAGACUACCUCUUGAUGUCCAUGGAUUUGAUCAAGAGCAACGAAAUGAUGCAGAACAUGAGCGAGGCCGAACGCGAGGAGAUCAUGUUGUACAUUCAGCGAGUUAGCUCACGUUUGGGCACCGUGGAGCUGAAUGUGCGCACUGUGCGCGACAACUCGCAGGAGGACUCCCUCAGCCAGAUAAAUGCUUUGAUCGACACUAUGAUCAAAAUGGGCGAUCCCGUGAUCGCGCGCCAACGUUGCCAGUUGUACUUAAAUGCCUGCUGCAGCAGCUCGAUGGAUCCAUCCGGACAAAUGGACACACUGCCUGAGGCGGAUUUGGGACCCGUCGAUAAGAAAUUUGAGAGCGUUCUGCUCGGCUGCACCCUGGACGAUCAGAAGAACAUUAAGAAGCGGCUACAAGCCUUAAUGGGUUAUUUGAAUAAGCAAACUGUUAACCAUUAAUUUAAUUGUUUUUGGUCCAUUAACUAUUCAUAGCAUAAUCAACAAACCAAACGAAUUACAUCACCAAGCCAGACGAAACGAAUAAUAAACAAAACAUAUACACAA
This is a messenger RNA of Drosophila rhopaloa, 1440 nucleotides long. RefSeq names its product BAG family molecular chaperone regulator 2. Bases 523 to 1335 code for a protein of 270 amino acids. NCBI's taxonomy places the organism in Eukaryota, Metazoa, Arthropoda, Insecta, Diptera, Drosophilidae. Gene Ontology annotation, molecular function: adenyl-nucleotide exchange factor activity; protein-folding chaperone binding. The record is from RefSeq and is a predicted model, not a curated record. The transcript is spliced from 5 exons. Gene Ontology annotation, biological process: protein stabilization.